AUGCCUGCAGAGCGAAGCCUUUCUCGGAGGAAAACAAAAAGCCGACCCCCUGUGGAGUGUGGAGCGCGGGGGGUGCAUCUUCCUCUCCCUCUGAGACCCAUGGGAGACGGCACCCCCCCUUCUGUCAUACCCUACCUCAGAAUAUUUCCACUCCCAAACGGCAAACUGUAUGACAAGCUGGAGCUGCUGUUCCACAAUCUCGACACAAAACACAGUGGAUUUUCACAGUCAUCCAAUGAUAAAGCAGAAUUAUGGAUGACCAGGCUGCCAAUAAGAACCAUAUGUCCAGAGCAGCACAUUCAGAGCAAAUCCACAGACUCGGCUUUUGUUGAUGGACACAACAGGAACAACCCAACUAUCCAUCUCUCUCCAUGCAGGCAGAACUGCACAGGAAAUAAAGAGAAAUCUUCAGAUUCUCAGGCGCCGCAGAUAGUAAACACAGUUUCUCUGGCGACUGCUGAGUCCCGUAAUGUACUUAUCCAGCAACGAGAGGAACUUCUUAAAAAACUCUCUGAUAUAGAUGCACUUCUGAAAACACUGCCUUCAGAAGGAAUCCAGACUCAGGAGGCCUCACCUGCUGCUGACAGAUCGCCUAUUCCCAGUGAUGAUGCAUCCCAAGAAGCACACGACGAUUCCAGUGACUUUUCAGAGUGCACAGAUGUUCAAUCAGGAGAUGACGAUAGUCCUGGUUAUUUACCCAUUACUGAAGACGUGAUUUCAGACUCAACUGACAACAGUUCCUCAGAAGAACCUUCCAAAAAGAAAUCCAGGCCGAACACCAGAUCUAAACAAAACUCAAAGAGACUCUCUGUGACUAAGAGCAAGCAGAAAGGAACUGUAAAAAGAAGAGAGACUAAGCGUGUUAAGGAGAAGAGUGUCCCUUCCAUCCAAGACGUCAAAUGUCUGAACUCAUUUGUAGCCAAUGCCCACACUGUGGCAGAAAACAUGUUCAGAGAGCACGUCUCUGCUGACACAUAUGCUUCACUUGCAAAGGUGCUUCUCAGUCGUGUCAUUCUGUUCAAUCGGAGGAAGCCUGGAGAAGUGUCGAGCUUAAAGCUCAACGAUUUCCUGUCACGGAAAAUGUACGAUACCUAUAACUACUCUGGAGUCACCCUAUCAGACCUUGAGAGGACCAUGUGCCGGUUCUUUACUCGGAUUGAAAUCCGUGGGAACUGUGGCCGAAUAGUCCCUGUGCUGCUGAAGCAGUCCUUUGUGUUCGGUCUGGAGCUUCUGGUGAAGAAUCGUGAGGCAUGCGGGGUCCCUGCUAAAAACCCCUUCCUGUUCGCUCGACCCACGGCUCUGACCUCUUACAGCGGCUCAACUAUUCUGCAGAACUAUGUGAAAGACUGCGGAGCAGUGUCACCAAAAACGCUCACCACAGCUAAGAUCAGGAUGCACUAUGCUGCAAAGCUGCAGAUGUUAAACCUCGAUGAAAAUGAGGCCAACCAGAUUCUCGGACCCAACUACCUGGAUUUACAAAGCACUCAAGGCAGUCAGGUCAUUGAUCCACAAGCAGCAUUUGAGGAUAUUGGGAGCCAAACACCUGUACAGUGGGACCAGAACUCCUUUACCUACAACCGCCCAACUGCUUAUUACCCUGACCAGAGUCAUCAUGCACAAACUCCAGCCCUGGCUCCUGCCCCGAAGCGCCCAGUCACAGACAAACCACAGAGAGUGUCUCAGAAGAACAGUAAACAGAAAUGGGACGAGGCUGAGAUCCAGGCUGUAGAAAGGCACAUGAUGCGCUUCAUUCACGGACAUAAAGUUCCUCAAAAGGCGGACUGUCUCCAAUGUUUGGAUGCUGAGGCUGAGGCUCUGAGGGCGCGCUCUUGGAAGGGAGUGAAGGACUUUGUCAGGAACAGGAUCACCGCCUUGAAAAGGGAGGAGAGCAGGAGUGCUUCGAAAAACCUGCCAUCGACCAACUGGACUUCCCAGGAUAGUGGAUAUUACCAGUUUUGA
Messenger RNA from Knipowitschia caucasica, 1959 nucleotides. Lineage: Eukaryota; Metazoa; Chordata; Actinopteri; Gobiiformes; Gobiidae. The record is from the annotation of a GenBank genome assembly.